AUGAAGAGGUCGGGUCUACAUAAAGGCACUCUUCAUUGUAAACAUCCCAGACCUGACCUGACCUACGUCAAAGACCUUAAGCUGGUGGUCAAUAAGACGAGAGUUCGGACGCAGGGAGAGUUUAAGUCCUGUAAGUACCGAGAGAUCUUUCGGCAGGAAACCAAUGAAAACAGCUACACGCUGGGCGAGUGGAGCAGGCCUUUCACGUCCUCCGUCAUGUUGCCUGAGCACACGGAGUUUCUGCUGGCUGUCUGUACAGACGUAGAUGGGCUCGAGUUGUCCAGAAGCUACCACACAGUCGUCCCAGUCUGGAGCAAACUGGCCCAGUUAGAGGCCAUUCGCCAGAGAAAACGUCUAGUGGAGACUGAACCUAAGGAAACGCUGAACGUGAUCAUGGUCGGGCUUGACGGAGUCUCUCGACAUCAGUUCCUCAGGAGCAUGAACAGGACGCGCUCGUUCUUAAUGGACGAGAUGACGUCCUUUGACAUGAGUAUGUACACGCAGUUGGGAGUCAACACUUUCCCCAACUUCCUGCCGUUGCUCACAGGCAAACUCGAGCAGGAAGUUCGGUCGUGGUGGCAGGAUACUGACCACGCUGACGUCAUGGACAUUCUCUGGCAGGAGUUUGAGAGUGCCGGGUACCGGACAAUGUACACAGAGGACUGGCCGUCGGUCGGUGCUUUCCAUUACUUGAAGAAAGGCUUCAUGGCCCCGCCCACCACCUACUACAGUCACGUGAUAAGUUUAGCCAUGGACAUGGACAAGGAGAUGAGCUCACACAACAAAUGGUGCGUUGGCAACCGCGCAGAGAUCGAUUUCCACUUGAACUAUGUGGAGCAAAUGUUCGAUACCGUCAAAACGGGGCCGCUCUUCGCUUUAGUGUUUAACACUAAGCUGACGCACGACGACAUGACUAACGCCAUUAUGGCAGACGAGCACAUGUACAGGUUCUACAGGUCCCUGCAGCAAAAAGGUCACCUGAACAACACGCUGCUGCUGACCUUCUCUGACCACGGGCCGAGAUGGGGCGCCAUCAGGGCCAGCAUGAAUGGGAUGGUAGAAAGCCGAACACCUUACGCCAUCUUCACCUUCCCCCAGUGGUUCCUGGACAAAUACCCGGAUGUGGCGCAGAACCUGAAGACCAACACUGGCCGCCUGACCUCGCACUUUGACACCCACGCAACUCUCCAGGACCUGCUCUACUUCAAGGCCAGCGGUGUCCGCCCCUUCACCCCAGGAAAACAUGGCAUAAGUCUGUUCCGGGAAAUCCCGCUGAACCGCACGUGCGAUGACGUGCCGAUCCCCGUGGAGUUCUGUGUCUGCAACCAGCAACAGAUGGAGCAGCUGCCUACAAACUCCAGUCUGGCUCUAGGCUUCGCUCAGCUCGUCCUUAACUCGAUCAACUGGAAGAGAAACGCCAGCAUCUGUCUGGAGUUCAAGCUGACUGAAGUUGUACAGGUCGUUCAACUUCACCUGCCCCGUAGCGGUGUCGAAACUCGCUUAUUCAAGGUCAAGAUCCUGACCUCGCCGGGGGACGCUGUGUUUGAAGGGACGAUUGCAGCAGACGGCGAUGACGACACAGUCCAGCUGACAUUAGACGGGGUUUUGACGCAUCAGCCGACCCGCGCGGCGCUUAGUGUUGGCGACACAGUUGAGCGUCUGACGUUCUACGCCGGUCAGGCCAACUGUGAAACGCAGGCUGCCAGACGCCCAUUUUGUUUCUGUAAGGAUGUCCACAGCAAUGUCACAAACACACAAGAUGAAAGAGAUGUCACAAACACACAAGAUGACAGAGAUGUCACAAACACACAAGAUGACAGAGAUGUCACAAACACACAAGAUGACACAAACACUCGAGAUGACACAAACACUCGAGAUGCCACAAACAUUCGAGAUGACAGAGAUGCCACAAACAUUCGAGAUGACAGAGAUGCUAGAAACACUCAACAUAAAACACACAUAAACAAACAACUAAGCGGCCCCAGAAGACACUGA
Messenger RNA from Physella acuta, 1995 nucleotides. RefSeq lists its product as uncharacterized. Lineage: Eukaryota; Metazoa; Mollusca; Gastropoda; Physidae. The record is from RefSeq and is a predicted model, not a curated record.